This is a messenger RNA of Hydractinia symbiolongicarpus, 900 nucleotides long. RefSeq lists its product as uncharacterized. Lineage: Eukaryota; Metazoa; Cnidaria; Hydrozoa; Anthoathecata; Hydractiniidae. The coding region runs from base 296 to 802 and encodes 168 amino acids. The record is from RefSeq and is a predicted model, not a curated record. The transcript has 3 exons.
UGCCAGUGAAACUAAACCUUGGAGCUCGUGGUUGCCACAAAUAUGUUGUAGGUUGAUAACAAUAGUUCCGAAAUGCAGAUCGAAUUGUCGUUACUUAUUUUUCAUUUUUUCAAUAGAUGCCAUCAACACACAACAACACAGCGCUACAGGAUUUACUCCGUACGAGCUGGUAUUUGGACAGCCACCAUCAACCACAAUCAUACCGACUGUUUCAAAACAGUUGAAGGUUAUCACUGAUUCGAACUUUGAUAACGAUGAAGACAUCGACUUUUUCUCCAUACCUGUUAAAGAACAAAUGAAUUACAAAUGUCAUGCUGAACAGCCACACGAUGGCGCAGAGAAUACGAAUUCGAAGAACGUCACAAAUGAAGCAUAUGUUAUUGAAGACGAUUGCGAAACUGGUUCAUUGUCAACACUCCAACGACAUUGGACUCCACGAACAACAGCUUCUGAAAAGAUAAAAAAAACGAGGGAGGAGAUGGUUCAACGGUUUGAGAAAAACCAUUGCAGCAAAGUCAAUGCUUAUGAAGUUGGGGAUAAUGUCUCUGUUCGAGUCCCUAAAAAAGACUGCAGCAACACUCAUGCUUCACGCAUGCCAUGUGUGGUUAUCAGUGUUUCUGGUGACAAAGAGAGAUAUUAUCAACUGCUUACACAACAUGGCGUAUUGCACAAUAAAUACAGAUCUGGGGAUCUAGAAUUUUUCAGGGGAAAUUUCAACAUGGACCUUAAAAAUUCUGAUAAGUUCGUCAGCUUGAGGGAAGCAAAUCGCCUUCAAAAUGUAACAGAGUCGAUGUGGUUGUAAGUCAGGAUGCAAAACAAACAUAUACAAAUGCAUCAAAGAAAACGUCACAUGCAAUUUGAAAUGCCAUUCUGGCGUAAAAUGUGGAAAUCAAAAACCUG